Molecule: messenger RNA, 3952 nt
Organism: Austrofundulus limnaeus
Lineage: Eukaryota; Metazoa; Chordata; Actinopteri; Cyprinodontiformes; Rivulidae
Gene: edc3
Product: enhancer of mRNA decapping 3 homolog (S. cerevisiae)
Exons: 7
Coding region: 147-1574 (475 amino acids)
Biological process (GO): P-body assembly; deadenylation-independent decapping of nuclear-transcribed mRNA
Cellular component (GO): P-body
Molecular function (GO): mRNA binding
Source: RefSeq, a predicted model, not a curated record
ACCGGAAACAGGAAGUCGUAAGCCGUAACUACAAAUGCUGAUGAGCUAAUAGCGAAAAACGCACAUUUAGACCCUGUUACUGUUCGUCGUCGUUUGUUGUCGAAAGGGAUUUGCUUCUUCUUUAAAGGAUAUAAAACUUCAAGAUAAUGGCUGCUGACUGGUUGGGUAGUUUGGUGUCGAUUAACUGUGGGCCAACGCUGGGAGUCUAUCAAGGAGAAGUGUCGUCUGUGGACCAGUCAAGCCAAACCAUCUCCUUACGACAGCCUUUCCAUAACGGAGUCAAGUGCCCCGUUCCCGAGGUCACAUUCAGUGCCAUCGAUAUAAAGGAACUAAAGAUUUUGGACAUUAGAAACAGCAAUGCUAGGACCACAGCCACAAACGUAAGCAGCGUGCCCGUUGCAGUCCCAAAGGGUGACCCCAGAUCUGUUGAGAAACUGAACUCUCCACAGCAAUGCUCGAAGAGUUACGGAGACCGUCACCUGGAUGCUCUGGGCCAGCCUAAAGGGUUUCGUCGAAGACACAACUCCUGGUCAUCGAGUAGCCGAGGGCCAAACCAAGCAACACCAAAAAAGAAUGGCAUGAAGAACGGUCAGAUGAAGCACAGAGAUGACGAGUGCUUCGGAGACGGCGUGGAUGAUGGCCUGAAUACAGACUUUGAUUUUGAAGGAAACCUGGCACUUUUUGACAAAGCGGCAGUUUUCUCGGAGAUUGACACAUCAGAGCGCCGUAACGGUGCACGGUCACGUGGCACACCUCAGGAUCAGACGCCCUCACGGUACCGUCAUGAUGAAAACAUCCUGGAGGGUAAACCUGUUGUUUACAGACAGAUUAUUGUACCUCAGCCUGGGGCCAAUGAAUACUGUACUGACUCUGGACUUGUGGUACCAAGUAUAUCCUAUGAGCUGCACAAGCGUCUGUUGUCUGCUGCCGAGCGUCAUGGUCUCACACUGGAGCGAAGGCUUGAGAUGACUGGAGUGUGCGCCAGUCAGAUGGCACUUACAUUACUAGGAGGGCCCAACAGAUUCACGCCAAAAAAUUUACAUCAGCACCCCACAGUGGCGCUGCUGUGUGGCCCUCAUGUUCAGGGAGCUCAGGGCAUCAGUUGUGGUCGCCACCUGGCCAAUCACGAAGUGGAGGUCAUCUUGUUCCUGCCGAACUUUGUCAAGAUGCUCGACUCUGUGACGAGCGAGCUCACACUCUUCAGUAAAACUAGUGGCAAACAGGUGUCCAGCAUCAAAGACCUUCCCGACACCCCAGUCGAUUUGAUUAUAAACUGUCUGGACUGCCACGAAAACACAUUCCUGAUGGACCAGCCUUGGUACCGGGCAGCUGCAGACUGGGCCAACCAGAACAGAGCACCGGUGCUCAGUUUGGAUCCUCCUGUAAGUGGGCAGGGCCAUGCGGUUGAGGCGAAGUGGUCCCUCUCGCUUUGCCUCCCGCUUCCUCUGGCUGAGGGGGCCGGCAGGGUUUACCUGUGUGACAUAGGUGUUCCUCGCCACGUGUUCCAGGAAGUGGGAAUCAAAUACCAUUCUCCUUUCGGCUGCAAGUUCGUCAUCCCUUUACACUCUGCUUGAAACGACUGAUUUAAGGUUCUCACGUUUCUUGACCUUUUGGGUUUUGGCGCCUUAUGUUCCGAGAGGCUAUGCUGAUUUUCAGUUCAGCAGCUUCUGAUUCAGUGUUUAAACUGGACUGUACCAUGUUAAAGGACCAAGGUUGUGUACUUUAAUGUUCAGGUAUCAGAACAUGUGGAUGGAGGAAUAAGCUAUUGAGUCGUUAAUUAAAAGUAGAUGUUCUGACCAUUGAAAGUUGUAGAUAAGCUUUAAGGGACGAAAUCAUUUAGGUGUUUAAAGUUGAAUAGGACAAUCUCUGACUUUAAACGACUUUUAAAGCCAUCGGGUGUGUUGGUGUAAAUCCACCAUAUAAUAUAAUGCACACAAUGUUUCAUAAAGUGAUCCGAGUUCCACUUUCAGAGAUCAGUUCCUGUUUUCAGCCUGGGUCUGCUUUACAUUGGUUUUCAUGAGCCGAGAAGACGGGUACUAGAUGCAGCUUCAGUUCCUCAAGUGGCCGUAGCCUUUUUCGAAGAGAUGAGUUUCUAUCCAAGCUCAUUUCUGUAAACUGUUAUAGGUUAGUUUUUCAACAACGUGCAAUUAAAUUUUCUCAGCUUUUUCUUGUUCUGCGAAAAUUAGAGCGUCUGUUUUGCCAAGUCGCUACUUAUCAUCCUAAAUUGCACGCACAUGGUGUAACAGUAGUCUUAACCUGAGUUUUGAGAAUAAAACUACAGGCAUGUUUGACUAAUCUUAACGUCAUUUGAUUGUUGAAGUUUAAAUUUGAUAGUUUCACAUUAGGAAAUUUAGACUGUUGUCUAUUUUAACACGGUGAGUUGGUCAGUUGUGCAGCCAUUUGUUUAAAAACAGUUUUGUUCAUGCUAAAGAUGACUUUAAUUAGAACUCUGUGGGUUGACUACACUCAAAAUAAUUGUAGUCUUUUUGUUUGAUCAUUUGAGAGGAAGUAAGUUUUACACCCUAAAUAUUUGUACCGUUUUCAGAUGAAGGGCUAUCGCUAUUUAAAAGUUCCACUUAGGGUGAAACCCAAAGGGUUGAUGGCUACAACUUUUUUUCUUUUUUUAACAACUAAUUUUUCUUGCACUGUAGAAACUUGUCUUCCGAUUUACUUUUGACCUAUAAAGCUGUCUCUAAAUCGUAAUCCAUCACAGUAAUGAGCAAGUCCGUUCCGUCUUGGUAGCAUCGUGGUUUUGUGAUGCAGCUGUAGUUUAAAUGAGCUUUGAAAGCCAUAUUAAACUAACAAAUGUUAGGCUUUCAGCUUUGUCCCGUGUUGUGAUGCUUUAUUUUCCAGAUGUUAACAUCUUUAACGGCUGAUAAAAUGCUCCCAAAACUGAUGUAAAUUCUAAGGGCUAAAAACUACUGGCAUGAUCCUUCAAGUAUUACAGUUUAACUCUUCCUGUUUAUUUUGUAUUGAAAGCUGUGCCAAGUGAUAAAUGCAGUAGGAGUACUAUGCCUUUUAUUUACUGUGUGCUGAUCUACACAACUUGUCAACAAUGUCUUGCACAGAGGAGCUUUAUGAACGAAUAGAAUUGGGUCAUGUACAAAUUGUUUAUGGCAAUCGUAAAACAAAAACAGCAUGUAUAUGUUGAGGUAUAUAUUUUUUCAUUUUAGGUAGUUUGGCUGAUGUUUAACUUUAAACAUACAAACUGUGAACUAUAACUUAAGCUGCUUCAACUGUGCUACAUUUAGAAGUUUUGACAGAUUGUUGCCACCUUUUUGUUUUACAGCUGCAAAAACCAAACCUAGAAAUAAAUUUAUCAGUCUCCUAUGGCCAAUAUUUUUUUUAGAGAGGCAUUCGUAAUUAUAAUUUGGCAGCCUUUGAUAUUAGUCUAGUUGAACCUAAAAUGUUUGUGGUCCAUUUUUUGUUGAAGUUACAAAUCCAGGUUCUCCUUGGUGUCAACAUUUUAACAUUUAGGAAGAGAAAACAGUUGAUUUGUGUUUUCACUACUGGCCUGCUCAAUAAUUUUGUUCUUUGUCCAACAUUCCUGCAGCCUGAUGUGUAACGACACAUCUGUUGAGACAAGUCUGAUGAGGAAACUGAAUGUUACUGAAUGUGAAUCAAAGGAUUGUUAUUUUUGGCCACAAGAGGGCAACAAAACAGCAUUUUGGUGCCUCUUCCUUAUUCCGCUAUGGCAGCUUUGUUGUAAUCAGUGACUUUUUUCACAUUCAAAUACUUUCCCACAAUAAAGAUAAAAAAAAAAAAGUGAAAAUGCGGAUGUACUGAGCUUUCAAAGUUGUUUUGUUUAUGUGAAAGCUGUUAAUACUUUGAAAUAAUAUCCAAGUUCACACAAGAUUACCUAUCGCUUUAGAAGUCACAUUGAUUGUUGGGAAAACUGUGAAACUGUCAGGUGUCUGCAGUUUAAAAUAAUAAAAACCCAAACUAAACUUAA